GAUUCUCAGCUCACACAGGCGGGGGAAAAAAGGGUGGCCUUCCUAGGCUGGAGCUCGCUCUAUGCCGGCGGCGGGCUAGCUGAGAUUGACUGGGGGACAUUUACGGACCGAAGGACACUCAAGGCAGUCAGGGAGGAGAACUCCAGGCCGAGACACCCUUGUGAGCAAAGUCACGGGAACUGUGGAAGAAGAUCUCCAAGGGAGCAUGAGUAAUGAGAAAAAUUAGUUGCCAGCACAACGAUAUUUUAUGCUAAAAUGGAUCAAGAAGUUGGUGAGCCCCCGAAAGACCUGGACACCCAGACACACUUGACAAAGGACGUUCCUGAAGCCAAGAAAUGCACAGUGAUCGGAGGCUCUGGAUUCCUCGGACAGCACAUGGUGGAGCAGCUGCUGGCAAGGGGCUACACUGUCAAUGUAUUCGAUAUCCGCCAAGGGUUUGAUAAUCCCCAGGUGCAGUUCUUUCUGGGCGACCUCUGCAACCAACAGGACCUGUACCCAGCUCUGAAAGGCGUAAACACAGUUUUCCACUGCGCUUCGCCCCCACCAUCCAGUAACAACAAGGAACUCUUUUAUAGGGUGAAUUACCUUGGCACCAAGAAUGUCAUUGAAACUUGCAAAGAAGCUGGGGUUCAGAAACUCAUUUUAACCAGCAGUGCCAGUGUCGUCUUUGAGGGCAAUGACAUCAAGAAUGGAACUGAAGACCUCCCUUAUGCCGUGAAACCCAUUGACUACUACACAGAGACUAAGAUCUUACAAGAGAGAGCAGUCCUGAGUGCCAAUGAUCCUGAGAAGAAUUUCUUAACCACAGCAAUCCGCCCUCAUGGCAUUUUCGGACCCAGGGACCCACAGUUGGUCCCCAUCCUCAUUGAGGCAGCCAGGAAUGGCAAGAUGAAGUUUAUGAUUGGGAAUGGGGAGAACUUGGUGGACUUCACCUUCGUUGAGAACGUGGUCCAUGGACACAUCCUGGCUGCAGAACACCUCUCCAAAGAUGAAGCCCUUGGUGGGAAGGCCUUUCACAUUACCAAUGAUGAACCCAUCCCUUUCUGGAUGUUCCUGUCACGCAUCCUGACAGGCCUCAAUUAUGAGGCCCCCAAGUACCACAUCCCCUACUGGGUGGCCUACUACCUGGCCCUCCUACUGUCCCUGCUGGUGAUGAUCGUCAGUCCUGUCAUCCAGCUGCAGCCCACAUUCACACCAAUGCGGGUCGCGCUGGCUGGCACAUUCCACUACUACAGCUGCGAAAGAGCCAAAAAGGCCAUGGGCUAUCGGCCCCUGGUCACCAUGGACGACGCUGUGGAGAAGACUGUGCAGAGCUUCCACCACCUACGGAGAGUCAAGUGAGGGACCUGGGACCGAUAACUGUCUCCCCUGUGGGCCAAUGAACUAACAGCUUUCAAAUGAGUUUUUCUGAGUGUAUGACUCUUCCUGAUGGUUCGAUGAAAGCACACCUGCCCCUUGUAUGACUUUGAGGGUGGCAAAAACAACAGAUAUUCCUUCCUUCAUAGGACUGGACUUAAAUGUCUUAAGCAGGCAGCUUCAUAUUCUACUGUUUUGUUCUCGCUCCCUAUUUCUCUCCUGAAUUUCCUAUCACAGAGAACACCUUGGAAGUCACCCAUUUCAUUCCAGUGUCAUUUUACAUAGUCAAGGCAGUUAUAAGGAAUAAACAACCCAUCUACUGAUUUAGGGUGGGUAACCAAAUUUGUUCCCAUGCAAACCAAUACUAGCUUACAAACUGCUAGACUAUUGAAGGGACUAUUAGAAGAAAAGCAGAAGUUGUAAACACCUGGGUGAGACUUCAGAUAUACAUUGCAUCUGACACAGUUUAGAGCAAAAUAUUUAAAGAAAGAAAAAACACAAGCUUAAAUGUGAUCCUCCUAAUCCCUGGGGAUGAGGAUUCCUGGGGGGGAAAGCAUUGCUGGUUGUUCGCUUCCUUACAACCUUUCCUAUUGGUCUGUCCAUCUGUGCUUCUCUUUAUGAAUAGGGUCUUAUUGUCAUUUCUAGUGACAACAUAGUGAAGUGGCCCAGUGACAUGCUAUGUUAACUUUUUAGUUCCUAUCUUAAUGUGGGAACUGGGGCUGAUUGGCAGUGACCAGAGAGGAGAGAGCCACCUUUAUCUCCUUGGGGUUUUCGCUACUGAAAGGGCUACUUCCUGCUCUCGCAUGCAUAGACUCCUUCUAGUCAAUUUCCAAAGGACAUGUAGUAGUCCAGCCUUCUUUAAUUCCUGAUGAUGGUCUUACAGAACCUGGUUUCUUCUCAGAUUAACUGAAAUGUAAUUUUUAAGAAUUCUUUUUAUCCACCUGUGCCCAAGGACAGGGAGAUAGCUGGCAACAUUGCAAUAAAAUGACAGUCUGAUGCAA
This is a messenger RNA of Lepus europaeus (European hare), 2357 nucleotides long. It is a transcript of the gene NSDHL, whose product is annotated as NAD(P) dependent steroid dehydrogenase-like. Lineage: Eukaryota; Metazoa; Chordata; Mammalia; Lagomorpha; Leporidae. Gene Ontology annotation, biological process: steroid biosynthetic process. The coding region runs from base 256 to 1341 and encodes 361 amino acids. Gene Ontology annotation, molecular function: 3-beta-hydroxy-Delta5-steroid dehydrogenase (NAD+) activity. The record is from RefSeq and is a predicted model, not a curated record. The transcript has 9 exons.